This is a messenger RNA of Lasiosphaeria miniovina, 1545 nucleotides long. Its product is annotated as major facilitator superfamily domain-containing protein. The transcript is spliced from 2 exons. Gene Ontology annotation, cellular component: membrane. Gene Ontology annotation, biological process: protein histidyl modification to diphthamide; transmembrane transport. Lineage: Eukaryota; Fungi; Ascomycota; Sordariomycetes; Sordariales; Lasiosphaeriaceae. The record is from RefSeq and is a predicted model, not a curated record. Bases 1 to 1545 code for a protein of 514 amino acids. Gene Ontology annotation, molecular function: transmembrane transporter activity; 2-(3-amino-3-carboxypropyl)histidine synthase activity.
AUGACCCUUAAUCAAUCCAACGCCGCAGAGGACAGCUGCCUAAAAAACCAAGGAGUUCCCGAGAGCGAGUCCCCGGCGCCGUAUCCGAGACCUCAGCCCAGCAACAGGUCUGCCGAGUUUGAGAAGUCGGACUCGCUCGCCUACAGCCGCGACAACAACCACAACAGCAACAUAAGCAAUGCCGACAAAAACACCAUUGCGGACCUCGACCAUCUCAACCCGGGCCAGACCGCAGUUGACAGUUCAAACUCGGAAUAUGGUGCGAAUUCGCCCGGCGGCCUCGAGAGGUGCCUCUCGACGGCGACAAUCCUAGACUUCCCCGAGGGCGGUGUGCAGGGCUGGCUCGUCGUUUUUGGCUCCUUCUGUGCUAUGAUCUCGGUUUUUGGACUCAUAAACUCGUCAGCAGUCUUCGAGUCCUAUUUUUCGACGCAUCAGCUGGUCGACAACACGGCGUCCGAGAUUGGGUGGAUCUUCAGCCUCUAUCUUUUCAUGGUCUUCUUCGUGGGAAUCCAGGUCGGCCCCGUGUUCGACCGCCACGGCGCCCGCGCUCUGAUCGCCGCCGGCAGCUUGAUCAUUGUCGUCAGCUUGCUCCUGCUGAGCUGGUGUGAAACAUACUACCAGAUCAUCCUGACGUACUCCGUGCUCGGAGGGCUGGGCGGCGCUCUGCUCAACGGUCCUGCGUACGGGGCGAUCGCACACUUUUUCAAUGCGCGCCGCGGCCUGGCCACCGGAAUAGCCACCACAUCCGGCGGCAUCGGCGGCAUCGUGUUCCCAAUCCUCCUGCAGUAUCUGCUACCGAAUCUCGGCUUCGCUUGGAGCUGCCGCGUCCUCGCUCUUAUUAUGCUUGUUUUGGCUAUCCCGGCUAACGUCUUCAUCAAGACGCGCUUGCCCCCUGCCAGAGGGCCGGACGGAGCCCCCAAGGUCGGCUCUGUCCGGCCUGAUUUCAGUGUUUUCAAAGACGUGCGCUUCGCCUUCUCGUCGCUGGGAAUCUUUUUCAUGGAGUGGGGUCUCUUUGUGCCGCUGACUUUCAUCGUCUCGUACGCUGCGGCUCACGGCCAGGAUGCGACCGAGAGUUAUGUGCUCUUGUCGUAUCUCAACGCCGGGUCCGUCGCGGGGCGCGUCCUGCCGGGAUUCCUGGCUGACUGCUUCGGCCGCUUCAACGUGAUAAUCGUCACCAUAGCGCUGUGUGUCGUCACCGUGCUGGCUAUGUGGCUGACAGCGGGCGACUCGGAGGGUGUCUUGACGGCCUACGCCGUGCUAUUUGGCUUCGCCAGCGGGAGCAACCUCGGACUCGUGCCCGUCUGCUUGGGCCAGCUCUGCGACUCUCGCCAGUACGGCCGCUUCCUAACAGCCGCCAUGAUGGUCGCGAGCUUUGGGACCCUUAGCAGCGUUCCCAUUGGAGGCGCCUUGCUGGAGGUCGGAUCGGCCGAGACAGGCUGGAGGGCGUUGAUCAUCUUCUCAGGAAUCGCAUACGGGAUUGCUUUGGCCUGCUACACGACCGCCCGUGUCGUUGCUGUUGGCUGGGAUCCACGCACAGUGUUCUGA